AUCACAUAUUUGAGAAAGUAAAUCCUGAGAUGGAAAAGCUGGGAUAUGAGUGCAAGUGCCUUGGAGGAGGGAAAAUUGAUCAUAAUAGCAAAGACAAGAAAAUUAGGGUAUUUGGGCUCUCUACAGGCUAUGGAAAAGCAGAUCACUCGGUGACUGUAGAGAUACUGAAAAAAGUGUACACAGAUUAUGAAAUUACAUGGUCAGAUGACAAGAAAUAA
Messenger RNA from Pterocles gutturalis (yellow-throated sandgrouse), 218 nucleotides. RefSeq names its product 14 kDa phosphohistidine phosphatase-like. The annotation marks the transcript as partial. Gene Ontology annotation, cellular component: cytosol. The transcript is spliced from 2 exons. Gene Ontology annotation, biological process: peptidyl-histidine dephosphorylation. The record is from RefSeq and is a predicted model, not a curated record. Gene Ontology annotation, molecular function: protein histidine phosphatase activity. Lineage: Eukaryota; Metazoa; Chordata; Aves; Pterocliformes; Pteroclidae.